This is a messenger RNA of Mobula hypostoma (lesser devil ray), 1665 nucleotides long. It is a transcript of the gene fkbp6, whose product is annotated as FKBP prolyl isomerase 6. Gene Ontology annotation, molecular function: peptidyl-prolyl cis-trans isomerase activity; Hsp90 protein binding. Lineage: Eukaryota; Metazoa; Chordata; Chondrichthyes; Myliobatiformes; Myliobatidae. The record is from RefSeq and is a predicted model, not a curated record. The coding region runs from base 138 to 1148 and encodes 336 amino acids. Gene Ontology annotation, biological process: spermatogenesis; piRNA processing. The transcript has 10 exons. Gene Ontology annotation, cellular component: cytoplasm.
CUGUGAGGGGAAGGAGUUUCUGUUUCCCCGAGUCGGUUCUGGGCGGGAGAGGCUGGAGGGGCCGAGCCGGGAGAGCAUCUGCACGUCGUGUCGGAGCCGCUGGAGAGACUCCGGGUGGGUGGAAGCAGACAGCCCGCAUGGUCGAUUUCCAUCCAUUUGUUGAACAACUUCCAUUGUAUACCCUCACCAUGGCUGAAACAAAACCUGACUGGGCUGUUAGAACCAGCAGAGCAUCUGAAGACCAACCGGGUCCCUUCCACUACAUGUCCCUGAGGAUGCAGGAUGUGACUGGUGAUGGUGGUGUGUUGAAAGAAGUUUUGCGGCCUGGCUCGGGCAGUGUAAUUCCAUCUACCGCAUCGGUCUCUGUUCAUUACAGUGCCUACAGUGAAUACACAGACAAGCCCUUCGAUUCCAACGUGCAGAGGAAUUUACCAAAGUUCAUGAAGAUUGGUCAAGAUAUAACGCUGCCUGGUAUGGAACUAGCAAUACCGACCAUGAGGAAAGGAGAAUUUUCACGAUUUCUUUUCAAGCCAGAAUAUGCAUUCGGGAGGAUGGGCUGCCCCCCUCGGAUCCCACCAAAUGCCACUGUAAUGUUUGAAAUAGAUAUCCUGGAUUUUUUAGAUACAUCAGAGUCUAACGAAUACUUCUCUUUGUCACAGGCAGAGCAGGUUAACUACCCUCUGGACAAACUGCUGAAGGUUGUCAACACAGAGAGGGAAUUUGGGAAUUAUUUCUUCCACCAGAAACAAUACCAGGAUGCCAAGGACCAAUACAAGAAGGCCCUGUCCGUGUUUGCUCAGCACCAGCCGGUUAAUGAGGAUCAAAAGCAGCAGAUUGACUCCUCCAAGUUGUUGCUGUUCCUGAAUCUGUCCAUCGUGUGUCUGAAGCUGAAUGCUCCGAGCCGUGCACUAGUUUAUGGGGAAAGGGCCCUACAGAUCGAUAGCAAGCAUCCCAAAGCAUUGUUCAGGUGUGGGCAGGCCUGCCUGCUAACGUUGGAGUACGACAGAGCCAGAGAUUUCCUGAUUAAAGCACAGAAACUGGAGCCAUUCAACCCUGACAUCAACAGUGCCCUGGUGAAACUGAAUAGCUGUUAUCGAGAGUGGAACUUGAAGGAGAAGGAAAUCUGUGGCAGGAUGUUUGCUGCCUAGAAGCUUCUGAUAGUGAGAGACAAAGGGCUUCAGCAGACCUGAUGAUGCAGUGGAGGAAUGGAAUCUGUUUCGUACAGAGACAAUACUAAAUAUAAAACCUAAAAUGUUUCAAGUGGAAUGCGUUUUGAAAUAUGUUAAAAUUCUUGCUUAAAGUUGGUUAAAUGUUUCCCAUACAACAAGUAUGUUUCAGGAAGCGGCACUCUGCGGUUAUUGGGAACUAACUGGGACAAUGUACAAGUGUUGCUGCAAACAUCAAAUGUCCCGUGUGUAUUCUCCAUUUCGUUUGAAACCCAUGAGCUACUUGGUUGAAGUUGUAUGCUCCUUGAGUAAUCUGAUUUACAAGAAUAAGCUCUCAGUUAUUUGUCACUGUUUAGAUAUUAAGUAUGCAUGUGCCACUGGUGCAGUGGAUGUUUUCUUACACACUGGUGGAGAGGUAACAGUGAUCUCAAAGAAAUGAGUCAACUCAAAACUGACAGACAUUAUUCUGUGUAUGUGUUGUUCCCAAGAGUUCUGUUUA